UUUUUUAUGAUAUUGAAAUUUUACAAUCAUUAUUUUUCGUGUUUUGAAAAACAGGAAAUACUUAUUUAUACGAAAUUUAAUUGAACUUGGUUUUUACUGGUCCCUUUCUGUUGUGGGUAACUUUAUUUAGGGUUUGUCCCCUUUUGGUUUCUUCUACGCACUUUGUUGCAGUUCCACGUAUUGGGCAAAAAGCCAAAGCCAAUAAUUACAAAACAAGCAAGAAAGCCCCCUUUCCCCAAGAAAUUGUUUGUUUUUUUAAAUGGGUUCUUGAUUUCAGAACACCCUCUUCUUCUUCCUCCAUUUUUCACCAGAUUUUCAACAAGUGUGUACUGCUGCUCUACAGUUUCUUGAUAAAGAUAGGAAGAGUUAAUACAGUCAAGUGAUUUUGGAUGGCCGGCGAGGCAACUUUCGCUAUUUAGUCAUUCAAUUUGAAGGUGGAGAUGCUCUCGACGCUCCCAUUGCCUUCCUCAUUCGGUAAUCGAAUAAUUUCGUCGUCGUUUUCAUCAUCGUCGUUGUCAUCGGGAACUUGUAUGAGCUUUUGUCUCUUGAGCUUCAACUGUAUGGAUGAUCCCACCGGCUUUAGCGCAUUGCCGCCGCCGGCGGACAGCGGCGAUGGCUGUUCGACUGUUGUUUCGACAGAUUCUUGUUUCGAUUACGGCAGUAAGAGUGAUAAUUGGAAUGUGAUACGCGAGAGCGAAGACGAUGGAUCAUCCGGCGAUCCGCUGUCGGCGACGAGUAGUUUGUGCGGCGACGAAUUGUCGGGGUUGGAAUCCGUCGCCGCCUUGUUGGAGGUCGAGAAGAGUGUUUCCGGCGAGGUUGCUCUGUUUUCGAAAACAGAGUUGAGUAGUUCUUGCUCGAGAAAUAUGGCUGCCGGAGAUGAUGCCGCCGGUGGUGGCGCCGGAAAGUCAUCGUCGUCUUCGAUUGUUGUUAUGCAGCCGAAGGAUAAGGCGGUGGCGGCUAAUGCGAAAGCCGGCCGGAGUAUCUUUGAGGUCGAUUAUGUACCGUUAUGGGGAAUGACGUCGCUCUGCGGCCGGAGGCCGGAAAUGGAGGAUGCCGUGGUGGCCGUACCUCGAUUCACGGAAGUUCCAGGAUGGAUGCUCAACGGCGCGCCUGGCCGGUCGAUCCAUUUUUUUGGAGUGUACGACGGCCAUGGAGGUUCUCAGGUUGCGAACUAUUGCUGCGAGCGUAUGCACGUCGCUUUGGUUGAAGAAUUGGCAAAGAUCGAGGGGGACGAGAAGUCGAAGUGUAGCGACGUCGAAGAGCUGUGGAGGGUUGCAUUCGAGAAGUGUUUCGUCAAGGUCGACGACGAGGUUACCGCGAAUUCGAUCGCGCCGGAGACCGUUGGGUCGACUGCCGUGGUCACCGUCGUUUGUCCGUCGCAUAUAAUUGUGGCUAACUGCGGGGAUUCAAGAGCCGUGCUGUGUCGCGGAAAGCAACCCGUGGCACUGUCGACGGAUCAUAAGCCGAAUCGAGAGGAUGAAUAUGCUAGGAUUGAAGCCGCGGGAGGGAAGGUGAUCCAAUGGAACGGGCAUCGUGUGUUCGGAGUUCUUGCAAUGUCGAGAUCGAUCGGCGACAGGUAUCUAAAGCCGUGGAUCAUCCCCGAUCCGGAAGUGAUGAUCGUUCCCCGCGCAAAAGAUGACGACUGUCUAAUUCUUGCUAGCGACGGCUUGUGGGAUGUCCUAACGAACGAAGAAGUAUGCGAUUUGGCACGAAAGCGUAUACUUUUAUGGCACAAGAACAACGGCGCUGUUGGGGCUCCGUCGGGGAGGAGUCGAGGGGAGGAUCCCGAUCCGGCAGCCAAAGCCGCAGCCGAGUAUCUUUCGAACCGGGCACUCCAAAAGGGCAGCAAAGAUAAUAUCAGCGUCGUCGUGCUCGAUUUAAAGCCCCAUCGGAAAAUCAAGAUCAAGACUUAGUUUUGUACCGUAUUUGUCGUCAUGUCAUUCAUUUUUGAUCGAUAGAAGAAAGUAAUUGUAACAAACUAUUCUUCGACAGCAAUGGCAACU
This is a messenger RNA of Andrographis paniculata, 2003 nucleotides long. Its product is annotated as probable protein phosphatase 2C 6. The record is from RefSeq and is a predicted model, not a curated record. Gene Ontology annotation, molecular function: protein serine/threonine phosphatase activity; cation binding. Gene Ontology annotation, biological process: protein dephosphorylation. Bases 441 to 1913 code for a protein of 490 amino acids. NCBI's taxonomy places the organism in Eukaryota, Viridiplantae, Streptophyta, Magnoliopsida, Lamiales, Acanthaceae. The transcript has 3 exons.